Molecule: messenger RNA, 252 nt
Organism: Prunus armeniaca (apricot)
Lineage: Eukaryota; Viridiplantae; Streptophyta; Magnoliopsida; Rosales; Rosaceae
Source: the annotation of a GenBank genome assembly
AUGGAUGUGGAGAUUGAAGCUAUAAAGAAAAAUGAUACUUGGGAAUUAGCAGACUUGCCUAUUGGAGCAAAGAAGGUUGGCGUGAAAUGGGUGUAUAAGACAAAAUUCAAUGAAAAUGGUAAGGUGGAGAAGUAUAGAGCUCGGUUGGUUGCAAAAAGGUACACCCAAAAACAUGGUAUGGACUACACUGAGGUUUUUGCACCUGUAGCACGAUCGGAGACGGUUCGUCUGGUGGUUUCUCUUGCAACUUAG